GCUGCGGAGUGAGUUUGCGAAAAAAAAAAAAAAGCCCCGGCGCCCUCUUCUCUCCCCGGUUACCGAAUAUGACACAAUGUCUGCUGGUAUAAAAAGCUAGGGCCACUCCUAUCAGGCCUCCACUUGUAUGUCUGGAGACCACUCCGGUGCUCUGCAGCGAAUAAAGGGAGGAGGCUGCUGUUGGGAUCCUGCCUUUGCACGGGAGAGACAGAGACAGAGACAGAGAGAGACCAGAGAGGAGAGAGGAUGGCCACCCUGGUAGAAUCUGCAGAAAUGGAGACUUUAGGCGGUCAAAGCCACACCGGGGCAUCUCCGACAUCCUCCAGCCCCUCGCAGCACUUCAACGACAGCAAAUUUUACCUGCUGGUGGUCAUCGGGGAGAUCGUAACGGAGGAUCACCUAAAGUGUGCCAUUGCGGACAUAGAGAAAGGGAUCCGCUCAUGGGACACCAACCUUAUCGACUGCAACCUCGACCAGGAACUGAAGCUGUUUGUCUCUAGACACUCAGCUCGUUUCUCCGCAGAUGUCAGAGGGCAGAGAAUUCUUCACCAUAAAAGUAAUGUCCUGGAAACUGUGGUACUUAUUAACCCUUCAGAUGAAGCAGUCAGUACUGAGGUUCGUUUGAUGAUCUCAGACACUGCCAGACACAAGCUUCUGGUUCUCUCAGGGCAAUGCUCUGAAAACACUGGUGAACUGAUUCUUCAGUCUGGAUCCUUUUCUUUCUUCAAUUUCAUAGACAUAUUCACUGACCAAGAGAUUGGUGAAUUGCUCAGCACUAUUCACCCAGCAAACAAAGCCAACCUUACACUCUUCUGCCCUGAACAAGGAGACUGGAAAAACUCCAACUUGGACAAACACAACCUGCAGGACUUCAUUAACAUGAAACUAAACUCCACUCUCAUUCUCCCUGAAAUGGAGGGCCUCUCAGAAUUCACUGAGUAUUUGUCUGAAUCAGUAGAGAUCCCAUCUCCUUUUGACAUGUUAGAACCACCAACCUCAGGUGGAUUCCUCAAACUCUCCAAACCCUGCUGUUACAUUUUCCCUGGUGGCCACGGUGACUCUGCCCUCUUUGCUGUAAAUGGCUUCAACAUGCUCAUCAACGGUGGCUCAGACAGGAGAUCAUGCUUCUGGAAGCUGGUGAGACAUCUUGACCGAGUGGACUCCAUCCUCCUGACCCACAUCGGUGACGACAACCUGCCAGGCAUCAAUAGCAUGCUGCAGAGGAAGAUUGCAGAGCUUGAGGAGGAACAGUCACAGGGUUCGACGGCUAACAGCGACUGGGUGAAGAACAUGAUUUCUCCAGAUAUUGGUGUUGUGUUUGUGAAUCUUCCAGAAAACCUGGAUAACCCUGAACCCAAUUACAGAGUGCGGAGGAAUGUUGAGGAGGCAGCGUUCACUCAGCAGUUCCUUACCAAGCUAAAUUUGAGGAUAGAGCCUUUGCAAAGGCCUGUUGGAAACACUAUAGAGCCAAUCAUACUUUUUCAGAAAAUGGGUGUUGGGAAGCUUGAGAUGUAUGUGCUUAAUCCAUCAAAGAAUAGCAAGGAGAUGCAGCACUUUAUGAAGCAGUGGACAGGUAGUGAAAAAGACACUGCUUCCAUUCUGCUGCCAAAUGGCAAAGAAUCUGAGUUCCCUGUCUCUUACCUGACUUCUGUCUCUUCACUUGUUGUAUGGCACCCUGCAAAUCCCUCAGAUAAGGUUGUGCGUGUUCUCUUUCCUGGAAAUGCCACCCAGCAUCACAUCUUUGAAGGUUUAGAAAAGCUAAAGCACUUGGACUUCUUGAAGCAGCCAGUUGUCACUCAAAAAUCAAUGUCUCCUAGCAUGCCGUCAACACCGACACUAAAGCAAGCUAAGAUGAAACACAGAACAGACAGCAAAGAGAGCCUGAAGUCUACCCCAAAACCAUCACCAAUCAAGAGCAUCAGGAAGGAUUCAAAGGAGGAAGCACCAGAAAAGGCAAAGGCAGAUGCUGAAUCAGCUCAUGAAAAAACACAGAAGACAGAGAAAAAAGAAAAGGUCCCAUUGAAAAAGGAAAAGGCAAAGGCACUUGAGAAAGAAUCAAAAGCAAAGUCAGAGCAAACUGUGCAACAUGCAACUCCAGAGAAAAAGAAAUCUGAAAUAAAACCUAAAGCUGAAAAGGAAAAGAUUAUUAAGAAAGAGACCAAGGUGUCCGUGGAAAAGAAAAAGGAGGUUAAAAAAGAAGUAGCAAAGAAAGGAUGAUAUACAAAACAAGAAAGUAAAAAAGAUGAAAAAGUAAAGAAAGAGGAGGCAAAGAAAGUUCUUAAAAAGGAUGUCAGAAGAGAUUCACCAAUGAAGGAGAAGAAGGAAGAAAAGAAAGAACAAAAGAAAGAUGUCAAAAGGCCCUCUAAAGACAUUAAAAAGACCACUGAAGAAAAGAAUCUUGCACCAAAACCAAAGCCCCUGAAAAAAGACGAUGCCUCAAAGAAAGAUGCAGGACUACCAUCAAAGUUAAAGGAGAAAGGAAAGCCAAAGGUUACGAAAAAAGAGACAAAGGUGGAUAGUGACAAAGUUGCAGCUAGUGCCCUUGCUGUUCCAGAUGAUCCAGAAGCAGUAAGAUCUCUGAUGUCCUCACCAGAGGACCUCACUAAGGACUUUGAGGAGCUCAGGGCUGAAGAGUUGGUGGAGGAUGAUGCGACGGUGCAGCAAAAUCAAGAAGAAGAGCCUGCGAUGAUCCACCGUGAAGAAAUGAUACAGACCAAAGAGUCACCUGAGGCUUUAGAGUCUGUGGACGAAGGUAUAACAACAACAGAGGCUGAAGGAGACAAUGAAGUGACCCCAGAUGAACAAGUUGUUAAGGGAAAACUCAACGGAAGUGCAAGCGAGAAGUUUGAGGACGAGGGCACUGUAAUGGAGGAGACAUCUGAGGGAGGAGAUUAUGAAGAGAAGGGAGAAACAGAGGAAGUUUAUGAACCACCGAAAAUGGAAUUAGAAGAAGAUAAGCUUACUCCAAGUGAAGAUGAACACCAAGACAGACAUGAUGAAGUCAAACCAGGGGACAGUCUUGAAGAUGAUGAUAUUACUAAUAAAAAUUUAGAACACCUCAUAAGUGAAAGACAAACAGAGAAACAGAAUCUGUUUGUAUCUGCCACACCCAAAGUGUCCUCACCUGUUUCUCCAGCUGCAUCUAUCCAUGAUGAAAUGCUUCCAGUUGGCUUUGAGAGCUCAACAGCUUCAGAUGAUGAGAACCGAGAUGAAGCCCCUGAGGAUUACACCGUCACCUCUGGCUGCACUCAGUCCACCAUUGAGAUCUCCAGUGUGCCUACUCCCAUGGAUGAGAUGUUGACUCCCAAGGACAUCAUGAGCGAUGAAACCAUCAAUGAUGAGACUGAAUCUCCUCCACAGGAUGGUGACAGGUUUGAGACAUCAGCACCUGGAGAGUACGAUAGGAAGAAGCUUUCUCCACUCCAGGAUAUGGUAUGUUUAGAUCGCUCUAAGAGUGAGGCCACAGAGGGCCAGGACUACAGCCACUCCGCCUCCACAAUAUCUCCACCUUCAUCACUAGAAGAAGAUAAAUUCUGUAAGGACUUUCCCUCUGCAGGGAAAGUUGAAGGGGUCACAGUUCAAGAGUCACAUGAGAAGUAUGAUGAAGACACAGCUAGACUUAGUUCAACUUCUACUGCAUCACCUCUUAUUCGUUCUCCCUCAGUGGACCGCAAGGAUACGAUUGAUUCUCCAUCACUUUUUGCUGCUCCAAUAGAACUGUCCACCACACUGACAGGGUGCACCAGAGCAACAGUAGAUUCCUCCAUCAGCCCAGAUGACAAGACACUGGAAGGAGCUAACUCACCUCAGUCCUCUGGUCAUACACCUUACUAUCAGUCACCAGUAGAUGAAAAAGUACCUCUACCUGUGUCAGAAGACAAAACAGAGGGUCCAAUAAUUGUGGAGGUCACAAGUGAUAAAGAGGAUUCCUCCAACAGAGUUACCCCAGAGCCUGAUGAGCCAGAACAAGAAAGUUACUCCCCUGUAGAGAGGGUAAUGUCGUCUCCAAAAAGCCCACCUCCAAGUGAACCUGAUUCCCCAACAAAGAAGGAAAAGUCACCCUUUGAUGUAGAUCAGAAGAAAGCUGUAGAAAUCAGCCAUUCAGCCUUGUCCUCAGCACCAACAACCAAACAUGAAUCUGACACCAAUCCCUUUACAGCUUUCAAAGAGGAGAGCAAAAUGUCAAUUUCAGAGGGUACCACAUCAGACAAGUCAGGAACCCCUCUGGAGGAAGUGGUAGCAGAAGACACAUUUUCACAUUUAGCUUCCGCAUCCACUGCAUCCCUGGCCACCAGCUCCUUGCCAGAGCCAACUACUGACUCUCCUUCCCUUCAUGCUGAGGUAGGAUCUCCUCACUCAACAGAGGUAGAUGACUCGCUGUCUGUCUCUGUGGUUCAGACCCCGACCACCUUCCACGAGGCUGAGGGCUCACCAUCCAAGGAAGAUAGCCCCAGGCCCAUGUCUAUCUCCCCAGACAUCUCACCAAAGUCGAAAAGCAGAACCCAGAUGCAGGACACAAAAUCCCCAGAGCACUCUACCAUGUCAUUUGAGUUUGGUCAGGAGUCCCCUGACCACUCCUUAGCCCUGGACUUCAGUAAGCAAUCCCCAGAACAUCCAUCUGUGGGAGGCAGCUCCCGUGCUACGGAGAAUGGCCCAACUGAGGUUGACUAUAGCCCCUCAGAUGGAACAGAUGCAAGGCCAUCUGGAGAACCUAGCUCCACGGUGGAGAAGCCUUUGCUUUUUGAAGAAAGUGAUUCAGUCCGUGCCACUUCUGCAACCCCAUCAGAUGCAUCUCAGUCCACACCCUCUGUUACAACCCCAUGCCAAAUGACAGAUAUGCCGCAUGCCGUUGCUGAGCAGACAGAUAAGUCCCCAGUUACCCCUAAGGCAUCCUCUCUCACCCACUCUCCCCAUUCCAAUGAGCCAUCCCCAGUGCUGGGAGGUCCCCCGGCGAGAGACAGCACCAGCCCAAUUUCACCAUCUGUGGAGAGCAUUUCAAAUAUAUUUGACACUCAGCAGAAAUACAACAAGUCACCCUCACCUCCCAAAGCUACUUCUCCAUCAAGUUCCUUCACCUGUUCAAAAGAGGAGACACUUUCCCCACCAAAAGAGACUAAUCCCUUUAAAUGUGAGGAUUCUACAUUUGAGGCAAAAUCCCCUGUGAGCCCCAAAGUUCCCUCCCCAUCAUAUCUACCGCUCUCCUCUGAUCUGUAUGAUUACAACUCUGCCUGUGGCUCCAAGGACCCAGACUCCACUAAGAGGAGCCCCCCUGCUCCAUCAAAGACAGAUGUUGAUCUCUGUCUAGUCACCUCAUGUGAAUACCGUCACCCCAAGACAGAAUUAUCCCCAUCUUUCAUCAACCCCAACCCUCUAGAAUACUUCAUUAAUGAAGAAAAUGCCAUGGAUGAGGACAAGCCUCUGGCCAAGUUAGGGGGAGGGCCCCCACCCCCAGGGGGUAAGCUUUCUGCCAAGCAAUGUGAGGAGACCCCCCCUACAUCCAUCAGUGAAUCUGCCCCCUCCCAGACAGAUUCAGAUGUUCCACCAGGGACAGAAGAGUGCCCCUCCAUUACAGCAGAUGCUAACAUUGACUCCGAAGAUGACUCUGAGACUUUGCCUACUGACAGAACCCUGACCUACAGGCAUGCCGAUCCACCUCCGGUGGCUUUAAGGGACUCCGCUCCAUCCUCAGGCCACCACGAUGUCUGUAUGGUGGACCCUGAGGCCCUCAAGGCUGAAGAAAACCUCAACAAUGCUAACAUAGAUGCAGGAGAAAAGAAGAAGAAAAAACUCUCAAAAAAGUCCUCAUCACCAGCCAGGAAGACUGGUCUAUCAAAAGUCAAGGACACAAAGACUGCCUCUCCAAAGAAGAAUGUCGGAGAGGGGAAAGAUGCCAAAAAUGCAACCAAUACCUCUGCAUCCAGGGGUGUGAAAAGUGCCACAUCAGGUACUGGCAGUGGCAAGGCACCUGGUGGAUCAUCUCUUCCCAACUGUCCACCCAUGUACAUGGAUUUGGUUUACAUCCCUAAUCACUGCAGUGCCAAGAAUGUGGAUGCUGAGUUCUUUAAACGGGUGCGCUCCUCUUACUAUGUGGUCAGUGGCAAUGAUCAGACAGCUCAGGAGCCUAGUAGGGCUGUCCUUGAUGCUCUGCUGGAAGGAAAGGCCCAGUGGGGAAACAAUAUGCAGGUCACUCUGAUUCCAACCCAUGACACUGAUGUGAUGAGGGAGUGGUACCAGGAGACCCACGACAAGCAGCAGGAGCUGAACAUCAUGGUCCUGGCCAGCAGCAGCACCGUUGUCAUGCAGGACGAGUCCUUCCCGGCUUGUAAGAUAGAGAUGUAGGUCUGUUUUGUGAGAGAUCUGUGGAUCUGGAGGCCUAGUGACUGAUAAUGAGAUGGAUCAUUACUUGUAGAGAACAACAAAUCCAUGUAGCAUAAAACCUAAGCAGACACUUAAACACUUAUAUACUGAAAUGAUACUUCUUCUGUACUAAACCCUGAAAAAUAAAUAUCUGCAUUGACAACUAACACUAAUAGAAAUCUGCUUUGGGGGGCUCCAUGCAAAAGACAAUGUUUUCUAUAUAAAGUAAUACAUCCUUGACAUCCUCAAGGUGUUAUCUGAUUUUUAGGUAUAAAUGGAUUGUACUGGGAGGAAGUUAGAAACCAAAAAAAACAAAACAAAAAACAGCCUAGCCGUGAUUGUCCAGUUAUGCUAACUCUAGUACUCAAGUAAUGAUGCUGUUGUUUAUGUACCGAGUUCUUCUGCAUCCCCAGAUCAAAAUAUAUGAGAGCUUUUAAUUAUGUUAAUGGCCUAUGGUAUACUUGUUAUCCACACCAAAGGAUAAAACAACAUUGUCAUUGCCUUAGGGAGUCAAAAUGAAUGUAAAAGAACUGGUGCAACUAGCAGAAGAGUAGGCAAACACUACACACUGGAGGUAAUCCUUAAAAGGACUGUUAAAUGGUUACACAGUUGACUGAUGGUAAAUAUAAAAUAACUUGAAGGGAUACUCAACACAUGAUUAGCAUUAAUAUGAUGUCUGACUUCAUAUUCAUCACUGGAGAGACAGAGUGCCCCUACCAUUGUGAAAGUCAGCUGGGUUUUAUUUGAUUUAAGGUGGUUGUUUUUUUCCUCUCUUGUCUGGUUUAUUUUGCUGCUGAUUAAUAUUUAUUUAUUAUGUUGAAUUAAAAUGAUUCUGCGUGACUGUCCAGGUAGCUUUUUACAUUGCGCAACAGAAAAGUUGCCUCAGAAUGCUCUCCCUUGCCUUUGUCACAUCUGUAAAAUCGUAUCAUUUUCCACAAUGUUAAUGCUUUUUAGAGGGCUGCCUUUUAUUUCAGAUUGUCUGUUUUAUUUACAGGUUUGAGAGUUAUUUCAAAAAGAGAAAAUCUGAUCUUAUUUGUAUUACCUGUUUUUUAUGUAAUCAUUGAGCUGUGGGGGAGCUAGCCUUUUCCCAAUGUGAAGCUGGUGAAGCAGGAUAUUUUCAUAAACCUUAAAAUGUCUUGUUUUUCUAAAGCAUUGUACUAUAAUUAUAAAUAGCUUUGUGGCUGAUGGAAUGGUUGAAAGAUGUGCAUGAGUUAUGAUAUAUUAGGAUUUUUUUCUCUUCUUUUAAUGGGGAUUUUGCUCAGAACAACAGGGCUAUAUAGGCUAAAUAAAUAAAUGUGAGGAGCAUUUAAUGAUUUUUGCAAGUUGUGCCAUGACAUUGUAUACUACAGUAACUCAAGCUGUUGCCUGUGGCACUGUAUCACUGAAAAACUUGAUUUUGGGUGCAGCACAGUGUAGAUUUUCAGGUUGAUGUGAGCAUUUAUGGAGGCUGAGAACUCCUUGUGACAUUGGAGUUUCUCCUCUUUAGCCAGGAUGAAAAGGAAACAGCCUCCAGUCGAGGCAAAGCCUUGAGAGGGGCAGCACACAGAGAUGAGAGUGAGUGACUUGUGUGUUUUCAGAUGAAAGUAUGUAAAACUCAAACUAGACACUUUAAACACAACCGUGACACAUACCAAACUAACUGUACAGAGGCCAUAAAUCAACAGGCCAGCUUCUGGAGAAAUAUUUAACAGAUCAGCGCACGAUGAUUAAGAGGCUUUGGUAAUUUGGGUUUUUAGAUCAACUCACCAAACUCACCAGAUAUUUCUGAACUUAUGUCAGGUGUUCAUAAUACCACUAUAGACCACUUUUCCUGUAAGAGGAACCUCAAAUCAACACCAUGACCAUACUGUCAAUCAACAACAAACCUACAAACUCUGAACUGACAUCUCUCUUGAACUGACAUCUUUUCUCUGUCUUCUUUCUCUACACUUGCUCUAUUUCUCUCUCUCUGUCUAUUUCUCUCUGCCUUUUUCUCCUUAUCUUUCUCUUGGGAGAACUUUAAUAAUGUUUGUCUGCAGCUGUGUGGUAUAUUUGUCUUGUGAUCAUGCAUCCUCUCUCUGUCCUUUUUCCAAACUCAUAUAUAACCUAUAGCAAUUAGUUUCAAGUGAGUAUUCCUUAGAGCUUUCUAAUGUUUGUGUGCAAUAUUUCCUCUACCCAUAUGAUGAACCUGACAUAAGAGGAACUACUACUAAAGAACAAACAUUCAAAAACAACCACAAUAAAAUCUGUUGUGAAAAAUA
Molecule: messenger RNA, 8597 nt
Organism: Lates calcarifer (barramundi perch)
Lineage: Eukaryota; Metazoa; Chordata; Actinopteri; Centropomidae
Gene: map1b
Product: microtubule-associated protein 1B
Biological process (GO): microtubule cytoskeleton organization; regulation of microtubule depolymerization; axonogenesis
Cellular component (GO): neuronal cell body; cytosol; microtubule associated complex
Molecular function (GO): microtubule binding; actin binding
Source: RefSeq, a predicted model, not a curated record